AUGGAGCUGUGGGAAACUCUCUUGCUUCUGUUGACUGUUUGUAUUUCAGCUUCAGUUCUCCUCUCAGCAUGGAGCCAAACUGCAAAGAGGAGGCAGCUCCCCCCAGGCCCCGCACCCCUCCCCAUUCUGGGCAACUUGCUGGAACUGAGGGCCUACAACAUCCUGACAUUCUUCAAGGAGCUGAGAGAUCGAUACGGGCCUGUCUUCACCAUCCACCUGGGCCCUCGCCGGGUGGUUGUCCUCUAUGGCUAUGAGGUGGUCAAGGAAGCCCUGGUGGACCACGCUGAAGCGUUCAGUGGCAGGGGACACUUGGCCACCGUGGAUGACUUCGUCCAGGGUUUGGGGAUCGCUUUCGCCAACGGGGAGCGAUGGAGACAGCUGCGCCGCUUCACCCUCAGCACCUUGCGCAAUUUCGGGAUGGGGAGACACUCUAUUGAGGAGCGGAUCCAGGAAGAGGCCCACUUCCUACUGGAGGAGAUCCGGAAAACCGAAGGCUCAGCCUUCGACCCCACAUUCUUCCUCAGCCGCUCCGUCUCCAACGUCAUCUGCUCCAUUGUGUUUGGCCGACGUUUUGACUACCAGGACCAAGGCUUCCUUACCUUGCUGGCCAAGAUAAAUGAGAACUUUGUGGGCAUGAGUGGCGCCUCGGGUCAGCUGUACGAGAUGUUUUCAUGGAUCAUGAAGUUCCUACCUGGCUCUCACCAGCAGUUAUUCCGGAACCUCAAUGACAUUUGCGAUUUUGUGUCUGAGAGGGUCCAGGUGAACAAGGCGUCUCUUGACCCCGACAACCCCCGGGACUUUAUCGACUGUUUCCUCAUCCAAAUUGAAAAGGAAAGCAAAAAUCCGUCAAGUGAGUUUCACCUCAAGACCAUGGUCAUGACCAUCCUCAACCUGUUCGUUGCGGGUACGGAGACAGUGAGCUCCACGCUCCGGUUUGGACUCCUCAUCCUGAUGAAGUAUCCAGAGGUACAAGCCAAAGUGUUCCAAGAAAUUGAUGCCGUGAUUGGGAAGAACCGCCUGCCAGCUGUGGAGAGUCGGGCCCAGAUGCCGUACACAGAUGCCGUGAUCCACGAGAUCCAGCGGUUUAGCGAUGUCAUCCCUAUGAACCUCCCUCACGCCCUGACCAAGACAAUGCAGUUCAGGGGGUACACUUUGCCCGAGGGAACAAACGUCUUCCCCUUGCUGACCUCUGUGCUGAAGGACCCCGGUAGCUUCCCUGAGCCAGAGAAAUUCAACCCGGGUCAUUUCUUGGACGAAGAAGGACGCUUCAAGAAGAACGAUGCCUUCAUGCCCUUCUCUGCAGGCAAACGGAUCUGUGUCGGGGCCAACCUGGCCCGCAUGGAGCUCUUCAUCUUCUUGACAGCUCUGCUGCAGAAUUUCACCCUCAGGUCUCCUGUCGACCCCCAAGACCUUGACCUCACACCACCCCUGAGUGGGUUCGCAAACAUCCCACCCACCUACCAGCUCUGUGCCCUUCCACGCUGAGGACAGAGCGGGCAAG
Molecule: messenger RNA, 1501 nt
Organism: Heteronotia binoei (common prickly gecko)
Lineage: Eukaryota; Metazoa; Chordata; Lepidosauria; Squamata; Gekkonidae
Product: cytochrome P450 2G1-like
Exons: 9
Coding region: 1-1485 (494 amino acids)
Biological process (GO): xenobiotic metabolic process
Cellular component (GO): cytoplasm; intracellular membrane-bounded organelle
Molecular function (GO): heme binding; oxidoreductase activity, acting on paired donors, with incorporation or reduction of molecular oxygen, reduced flavin or flavoprotein as one donor, and incorporation of one atom of oxygen; iron ion binding
Source: RefSeq, a predicted model, not a curated record